Messenger RNA from Rhodotorula graminis WP1, 983 nucleotides. RefSeq lists its product as uncharacterized. The record is from RefSeq and is a predicted model, not a curated record. The transcript has 6 exons. Gene Ontology annotation, cellular component: mitochondrion. NCBI's taxonomy places the organism in Eukaryota, Fungi, Basidiomycota, Microbotryomycetes, Sporidiobolales, Sporidiobolaceae. The coding region runs from base 1 to 876 and encodes 291 amino acids.
AUGCCACCUCGCGCCCCUCUUGCCGCCCUGCGCGCCCGCCCUCGCCCUGUGUCGGCCCUCGUGACCUCCCGCCGGCCGCUCCCCACCUCGUCCAUUUCUCGCACCCUGUCGACCACGGCGCACCGCUCGAGCGUCAAGGACUAUGCGGCAGCGUUCCUGCACGGCAGCGAGGAGGCCAAGGAGCAGAUCAAGGAGCAGCACUCGAAGCUUGUCGGUCGGCAUAAGUACGUGCACGAGCUACAGAGGCACAAGGUCCUCCCGCAGCACGUCGAGCAGUACAAGAAGCUCAUCGAGGGCUACUACCGCGGCAUCCACGAGUCGAGUGAGUUCGACGCGCACUUGACGGGCAGCUGGGAGAUUGUCGUCGGCGAUGUCGACACGUUCGUCCACGUGUGGGAGUACCAGGGACUCGGCGGUUUCGAGCGCACGAAGCACGCGAUCCGGGAGAGCAGGGGUCACCUCCAGUUUUUCAACCACGAGAUCCUUCCCUUGAUCAACGAGCGCAACUCGCAGCUCUGCACCGAGUUCAAGUUCUUCCCCGUCACGGACCCUCACGAACGCGGCGGCCUGUACGAGCUGAGGACGUACGACCUCAAGCCGGGCGCGCUCCUCGAGUGGGAGCACGAGUGGCGCGGCGGUCUCGAGGCGCGCAUUGCCGCCGGUCACACGCCCGUCGCGUGCUGGUACGCCGGCAUCGGCAAGCUGCACACGGUGCACAUGAUCUGGCACUACGAGUCGCUCGAGGCGCGGCGCGAGAUCCGGGCCGCGAGCUGGAAGAACGACAAGUGGUCGAGCACCGUGUCGAGGACGGUCCCGCUCACGCAGAGCAUGACGAGCAACAUCCUCAAGGCCCUCCCUUUCUCGCCGAUGCGGUAGGGUUGCCGUCGUCCCUUCGUCUUUGUCAGUCUCGUCGAGCGUCGCUGGGUCGUCGGGCGUGUCGUCCCCUCUGUGCAUGUGCAACUCGUCCUGGUUCUCUCUUUCUC